Molecule: messenger RNA, 1222 nt
Organism: Blepharisma stoltei
Lineage: Eukaryota; Ciliophora; Heterotrichea; Heterotrichida; Blepharismidae
Source: the annotation of a GenBank genome assembly
AUGGAAUCAAGUGCAGCUGGAAUUUCGCUCUCUCCUCAAAUUCCUUAUCCUUCAAACCUUUUGGAGGAAAUUCUCAUUGAGUUUUGCGAUGGAGAACUAGAAGAAUUAGAAAAUCUAGUAGAGAUGGCUAGACUUUAGGUCAUAUAUUUCUCAAGUUCCCAAAAAUCCACCUGCAGGAACCCCUUCUCAGUCUUCUUCUAAAAAACGAAACAAAAACAAGAAAAGACCAAUUCCAUUAAACCUCGCUGAGCUUUCAAACGCAAGGGUCAUCCAAAGUAAUUUAAUCUAUGUAACAAAUAUCCCAGCCCAAUUGGCCAGCGAAGACCUGCUGAAACGCUAUGAGUACUUCGGACAGUAUGGAAAUAUAAAGAAAUUCUCUGUAAAUAAGUCUAUUACACAUGGAGAAACUGACACUGAGCCCACUUACGUGGCCUACGUCACCUACUCCUCAGACGAAGAAGCUGCUUUAUGCCUAAAAGCAGUCAACAACUUCGAACUGGAAGGAAAUACUCUAAUCGCCACUUAUGGCACAACUAAAUAUUGUGCAUAUUUUCUUAAAGGAAAUCCUUGCCCUAAAAAAGAGUGCCUAUACCUACAUAAGCUAGGAAACCAAGGAGAUACCUUAGCUAGGGACAUAAUGCCUAACGUCAAGCAUAUUCAGCCUCAGGAUGCAGCUAUUGAUAGGCUGAAAGUGGUCAUUGUUCCUCCUGAUCAUAACACAAAAUUGCCUAUAGCGAGGGUUGUGAGGCAAAGAGCGACUAGUGCAGGAUCAACGUCACCAAAGAGGUUUAGAAACUCAGAUCGACCCAGAAGCCGAGUUUUUCAUUUGGUGGAAAGUGAAGACCAAGGGGUAGAGAUUCCAGAAAUUGUAAAUAAAUUAAGGAAAAUCGCUUCACCUUGUCAAGAUGUUGUGGAAGUGCCGAGUGGAGCGAUUGAAGAAAUUAUGAGCCCAGCUAGUCCUGAUAGAUGGGCUGCAGAUAUAUUAGAUAUUUCUCCUUAUCCUUAUCCUCUGACUCCUAAUCCACUUCGACUUGUAAUUGAAGAAGAUAAAGUUUUAGUAGCGCCAAAACCAUAUAGAGCGAAAUUCACUUACUCUCACCAUGAAUAUCGAAACUAUUGAAAAAAAAAUUACAUUCAAAAAUAGGAUAUUUUGAAGCUCAAAAAUGUUUGGUAUAAAUGUUUUAUAAAAUUUCAAUCAAAAAGAAUCAAUCCAAUAAGUUAA